Messenger RNA from Miscanthus lutarioriparius, 1449 nucleotides. NCBI's taxonomy places the organism in Eukaryota, Viridiplantae, Streptophyta, Magnoliopsida, Poales, Poaceae. The record is from the annotation of a GenBank genome assembly.
AUGGCCGCUCUCGCGUCAGCCGCCCGCUCGAGGCGCCGGCUCCUCCCCUACCUCAGCCGCCUCCUCCACUCCGCCUCCACCACCGCCGUCUCCCCGUGGCCCUCCACCAGCCGCUUCCUCCGCCACGCCUCGCCGGUGCCCCGCACCCCUGACCACUCCCCGUACCUCCGGUUCCCCGCCGCGCGCGUCUCCACGCUCCCCUCGGGCCUCCGCAUCGUUACGCAGGCCUACCCGGCCGCCACACGGAUGGCCUCCGUCGGCGUCUGGGUCGAUGCGGGGAGCCGCUUCGAACUCCCUGGAACCAACGGGACCGCGCACUUCCUCGAACACAUGGCCUUCAAGGGCACCCGGCGCCGGCCCAACGCGCAGGCGCUCGAGGCGCGCCACGUUCCGGCGGCGCUAGACGUCCUCAGCGACAUCCUACAGCACCCGCGAUUCCCCGAAAAGGCCAUCCAGCGGGAACGCGGCGUCAUCCUCCGUGAGAUGGAGGAGGUGCAAGGUAUGAUGGAAGAAGUGAUAUUUGAUCACUUGCAUGCAGCAGCAUUCCAAGGCCAUCCACUAGGGGACACAAUAUUAGGUCCUGAAGAGAAUAUUAGGUCCAUCUCUAAGAAAGACUUGGAACAGUAUAUCUCAACUCAUUAUACCUGUCCUCGAAUGGUUGUAUCUGCUGCUGGAAGUGUCAGUCAUGAUGAAGUUGUUGAUCAGGUGAAAGAAUUAUUCGCAGAAUUCUCCACUGAUCCAACUACUGCUGAUCAGCUUGUCGAGGCGAACCCAGCUAUUUUUACUGGAUCUGAGGUUCGUGUAGAAAAUGCAGAGUUGCCUCUAGCACAUGUUGCAAUAGCUUUCAAAGGCGCAUCAUGGACUGACCCUAGCUCCAUUCCCCUUAUGGUGAUCCAAAGCAUAUUGGGAUCCUGGUACAGGAGCAUUGGGGUUGGGAACUGCUCAGGGUCUUCUUUAGCUCGUGGUAUCAGCAAUGCUAACUUAGCUGAGAGCCUCAUGGCGUUCAAUACUAACUAUCGGGACACAGGAAUAUUUGGCAUUUAUACUAUUGCUCCGCCUGACACCCUGCAUGACUUGUCACGGUUAAUAAUGGCGGAGUUUAGAAGACUUGCAUCCCAAGUGUCAGAAACAGAGGUUGCUCGUGCCCGCAAUCAGCUGAAAUCUGCUCUGUUACUUCACAUGGAUGGAUCCACCGCAGUUUCUGAGAAUAAUGGUCGCCAGAUGUUAACUUAUGGGCGAGUCAUGCCGUUCCUAGAGCUUUUUGCACGCAUUGAUGCUGUUGACUGUGCUACAAUAAUGGAAACUGCCAAGGAGUACAUAAUUGAUAAGGAUGUUGCUCUGGCUGGAGUGGGACAGCUCACGAAUUUGCCAGAGCUUAGUUGGUUUCGCUCGGAAACAUGUUCUGAUGAUGAUUUUACUCGAAGAAUAUUCUUUGGGAAUGCAAAAUAG